AUGCAGAUCAGAAAGUUUUCUCCCAUUUUAGAAGGUGGCAUGGUAUCAGAAUAUGGGGUCUUAAAUACUACUACCGAGUGGAAGACAGUUCCUGACAUUUGGAGAACAUCUGCUGAAAAAUUUGGCGAUCGCAUAGCAUUAGUGGACCCGUACCAUGACCCUCCAACAAAUAUGACUUAUAAGCAGCUAGAGCAAGAGAUUUUGAACUUCUGUGAAGGAUUAAGAGUCAUUGGAUUAGAACCAGAGGAAAAGCUUGCCCUAUUUGCUGACAAUUCGUGCAGGUGGCUUGUUGCAGAUCAAGGUAUUAUGGCAACUGGAGCUAUCAAUGUUGUUAGAGGUAGUAGAUCAUCCGUCGAAGAGCUUUUUCAGAUAUACAACCACUCUGAUAGUGUUGCAUUAGUAGUGGAUGGUCCUGAAAUGUACAAUCGGAUGUUUGAAACAUUCCACUCACAAGCUAGAGUCUCAACCUUAUGGGACAUUGUGCCAGCUGUUCCUGGGGAUAGAUUUGUGAGCAUGCUUCCACCUUGGCAUGCAUAUGAACGGGCCUGUGAGUAUUUCAUAUUUACUCAUGGUGUUGAGCAAGUAUACACCACUGUCAAGAAUCUGAAGGACGAUUUGCGUCGUUAUCAGCCUAAAUAUGUUAUAUCCGUCCCUUUAGUAUAUGAGACGCUUUGCAGUGGGAUACAGAAACAGAUCAGUACGAGUUCUGCUUCUCGUAAACUUGUUGCUCUUCUAUUUUUAAAGAUCAGUUUAGCAUACAUGGAGGCCAGGAGAAUUUAUGAGGGAAAGUGUCUUGAGAGGAAUCCUGAACAACCUACGCACCUUGCUGCAUUUUUUGAUUGGCUAUUGGCUAGGAUCAUUGGUACCAUAUCGUGGCCAUUGCACGCAUUGGCAAAGAAAAUUGUCUAUAGUAAAAUUCAUUCUGCUAUUGGCAUAUCAAAGGCUGGCAUUAGUGGAGGCGGCAGCUUGGCUCCACACGUCGACAGGUUCUUUGAGGCAAUUGAGAUAAAGCUCCUAAAUGGAUAUGGUUUGACAGAAACGUCUCCUGUGGUUGCCGCUCGACAUAUGAACUAUAAUGUUCUUGGUUCCAUUGGACGUCCUAUUCGAGACACGGAAAUAAAAGUUGUUGAUGCUGAAACAGAUGAGGUUCUUCCUCAUGGAUCGAAAGGCGUUGUGAAAGUAAGGGGCCCACAAGUGAUGAAAGGUUAUUACAAGAAUUCAUUGGCGACAAAACAAGCAAUAGAUGAGGAUGGUUGGCUAAAUACUGGUGAUAUUGGUUGGAUUUGUCCUCAUCAUUCGAGAGGACGGAGUCGUCAAGCUGGAGGAGUAAUUGUUCUAGAAGGACGUGCAAAAGAUACAAUAGUCCUUUCGACCGGUGAAAAUGUUGAGCCGGCGGUAGUUGAAGAAGCUGCCCUUAGAAGUAAACUUAUUCAUCAAAUUGUGGUUAUUGGCCAGGAUCAACGGCGUCUUGGAGCUAUAAUAGUCCCAGACAAAGAAGAGAUUCUCGUGGCGGCUAAAAGGUUGUCUCUAGUGGAAUCUGAUGCCUCUGAGCUUAGUAUGCAGAAACAGAUUAAUCUGUUGCAUGAGGAGUUGAGAAAUUGGACCAAGGAUUGUUCGUUUCAAGUCGGGCCCAUCCUUGUGCUUGAUGAACCAUUCACGAUCGAUAGUGGUUUAAUGACUCCAACCAUGAAAAUACGAAGAGAUCGGGUUGUAUCCUUGUACAGGGAGCAAAUAGAAAACUUAUACAAGUGA
This is a messenger RNA of Striga hermonthica, 1752 nucleotides long. Lineage: Eukaryota; Viridiplantae; Streptophyta; Magnoliopsida; Lamiales; Orobanchaceae. The record is from the annotation of a GenBank genome assembly.